Molecule: messenger RNA, 834 nt
Organism: Phytophthora sojae
Lineage: Eukaryota; Oomycota; Peronosporomycetes; Peronosporales; Peronosporaceae
Exons: 3
Coding region: 1-834 (277 amino acids)
Source: RefSeq, a predicted model, not a curated record
AUGGUGGCCCCUUCCAAGCACGCACUCGUAGUCGGAGCUUCCUCCGGCAUUGGCCUCGGGGUGGCCAAGGAACUGGCGCCUAUUGUUGCCAAGCUCACCCUUUGCUCGCGCUCGUACCCGGAGGAGCUACUGAAGACCAUCAAGGCGGACAACCCGAACGUGGAGGUUGUUCACGAGAAGCUGGACGUGUCGUUGAUGCACGAAGUGCGCAAGUUCACGACCAAGCACGCAGACACGAAGUUCGACUGGAUCGUCAUGAGCCCCGGUAUCAUGACACUCAACGGUCGAACGGAGACGGCUGAGGGUCUCGAUGUGAAGAUGGCGACGCACUACUACGGCAGAUUCAUGCUGGUUCACGACUUGCUGCAAGGUUUGAACCGCCCCGGCGUGCGUGUUCUGAACAUUCUCGCUGCUGGCCACGGAGGCGAAGUGGAUGUGAACGACCUCGACCUCAAGCACACGUUCUCCGGCAAACGCUGCGCAGACGUCACCACUCAAUACUCAGACCUGAUGGCUCAAGCCUUCUCCGAGCACGCUCCGAAUGCCUCCUUCAUGCACGCCUCGCCGGGAUUCGUGAACACUGGACUGGGUAAGCAGCUCCCUUGGUACCUGCGCGUGCCUUUCACUGGACUAGCGUCAGUGCUCGCUCGCUCCCCCGAAACGUGCGGCAAGUUCAUGGUCUCCGCUCUGCUCGACGACAACUACGCCACCGGCUGGAAGCUGCUCGACCAAAACGCGAAGGAGGUGGCCAAGACCAAAUUCCACACUGAAGAGCUCAAGGACACGGUCUGGAGCCACACGAUCAAGACCAUCGACGACAUCAUGAAGCAGUAG